AUGGUGAAAAAGGGUAAAGCCAAGCUCACGGAGCCAGCCAAACCUGCUGUUCCUCCGGCUGCUACAGUAAAAGAUGGGGGAAAGGGCAAAAAGGGCGCCAAGUCGGAGGCGGCAGUGCCUCCCGAGCUCGGUCCCGUCGGCCCUCCCAAGCCCACUGUGAAGCAGCUCAUCGGCGGUUCCUCGUGGACGGGCAAGCUGCCGGUGAAUCUGCUGAGCGAGUACUGUCAAAAGCAGAAGUGGGAUCGCCCCGACUACGACACGCGCAAAACGCCCGAUGGUUUCUCCGUGUUUGUGACGCUGAGCGCCAAGGACCCCAAGACUCAGCUGACGACGCGGCUGGAGCCAUUCAAGAUCCCGCCGACGCACAAGCACCUCAUCAUGCGGGACACGGCAAUCGAGGCCAAGCACGCAGCGGCGACGUACGCGCUCUUCCGCGUCUGUAGCAUGCAGAACAAGCACACGGUGCUGCCGCCAGACCACAAGGCGCUUUGGAAGGACUUUCAGGCGCUCAAGGCGCAGGACGUCAGGGAUGGCAAGGGCUGGAUCUAUGACGCGGACCCUUUCAAGACCUUUCAUGAGAGGCAGGAGGCGAAAGCGGCGGCGGAGAAGAAGCGCAAAGAGGCCGAUGCGCUCAAGGCCAAGGCCAAGGAGAUGCCUGGUGCUGCUGGUCUAGUGCUCCUAAGCAAUGCGGGGGGCGGUCGAGGCGGUGGUGGCAGUAGUAACGGCGGUGGUGAUAGGGGGUCGAACAUCAUGAAGGGUUGGACGAAUGCGCCCAACGUGGAAAUGGGCCGGCAGACGCGAUCGCAACUGGAAACCCUCUUGCGCGGUGGUGUCUCGUGGAACCCGUAUGCGGUGCAGAUGUCACAGGCUAUAAAGGACGGUGUCGUGGCCGAGCUUUGCAAGAUUGGCUUCCGCAAGACACACGUCGCUGAAGCUGUCGAGUACUGCAAGGACCGAGAAGAGACGCUGGAGUGGCUCCUCAUCCACGUGCCCGAGGAUGAUUUGCCACGGUGGGCGUUGCCUGAGAAAUAUGCCGCCGGUGUGACAAUCGGCACAAACGAUCUCAAGAGGGAUGGUACCAUCCAACGUCUCUCGCAGAACGGAUACUCGCUCGAACUGUGCGCGAGGGUGUACGACCAGGUUGGCGGCGAUGAGAGCAAGACGGCAGAGGCACUUCAGAACCUGUUGUUCUCGGGGCCCAAGAACGGGGCCGAGGGCGAACAAGAGUCGCUCGACUUUCUGGAUAUGGGGUCGCCAGAGGAACAGUGGCGCGAGGAGAUGGAGAGCUUAGAAUCAAUGUACGGAAACUUGUUCUCAAGAGAUGGCGCCGACACUGUCAAGAUACAGCUUGAAUCAGUCAAGAAUCCGCCUCACCAGGUUGAAGCCUCGCUACAAGUUCGACGAGGUUCAGACUAUCCGAAUACACUGAUCCUCGGCAUCGUUGCCAACUUGCCUUCAUACAUCAAAUUGAGCAUCAUUCGCAAAGCUCUGGAAUACAUGGAUUCGUCACUGCGAGAAGAGCCGAUGAAGGUGUAUUUGGUACUGGACUGGAUUCAACAAAACAUAAACGAUAUCAUUGAACAUCCGGGACAGCUGGUCGACAUCUCAGCAGUCUCAUCUGCCGCCGCCGAGCAAAAGCCAGGUGACGCAGUCAAAUCUAAAAGGAGACAACGGACAAUGCCAAGAGCCAUCAAAUGGAACCCUGAUGCGCGCAGCAAGGAAGCCUGGUUCAAGCGCCAAGAAAGCUCAGCGUACAAGGAGAUGCUCGGCAAGAGACAGAAAUUGCCGGCUUGGCAGAUGCGCGAAAGAAUCGUCAAGACAGUCAUGGACAACCACGUCACCAUCAUUAGCGGCGAGACGGGUUCAGGGAAAUCAACGCAAUCGGUUCAGUUUAUCCUCGAUGAUUUGUACGAAAAGGGCCUGGGAGACUGUGCCAACAUGCUCGUCACACAGCCGCGCCGUAUCUCGGCACUCGGUCUCGCCGACCGUGUUGCAGAAGAACGAUGCGGCCGUGUGGGACAAGAGGUCGGUUAUGCGAUUCGCGGUGAAGCGCGUCAAUCCAAGGAUACAAGAAUCACAUUUAUGACGACAGGUAUCUUACUUCGCCGCUUGCAAACGUCUGGUGGUCGUGUUGACGAUGUGGUUGCCUCACUUGCCGAUGUUAGCCAUGUCAUUGUUGACGAGGUUCACGAGCGAAGUCUAGAUACAGACUUUUUGCUCAACUUGAUUCGCGAAGUGAUGCGCAUGAAAAAGGACGCCCUGAAGCUGAUACUGAUGUCUGCUACGCUGGAUGCCGCUUCGUUUAUAAACUACUUUGCGUCUGAAGGCCUGAAAGUUGGCGCUGUCGAAAUCGAAGGCAGGACAUAUCCUGUCGACAAUUAUUUCCUGGACGAUGUUAUCCGCAUGACGGGAUAUAACGCAGAGACGCCAGACGGCGAGUUCAUUGGCGAUGAGCUCAUGGGCAAGAUUAUCCAGAAGCUCGGUCACCGCAUCAAUUACAACCUCAUUGUCGAGACCGUCAAAGCCAUUGAUUAUGAGCUAACCUAUGACAAGCAGCCAGGCGGAAUACUCAUCUUUCUCCCGGGAGUGGGUGAAAUUGGCCAGGCUUGCAGAGCGCUACAAGCAAUCACCUCGCUGCAUGUGCUCCCACUACAUGCCUCUCUGGAAACCAGAGAGCAGAAGCGCGUGUUUGCGAGCGCACCUCACGGCAAGCGCAAGGUUGUCGUGGCCACCAACGUGGCCGAAACAUCCAUUACCAUCGAUGACAUUGUCGCCGUCAUUGAUAGCGGAAAGGUCAAGGAAACCAGCUUUGACCCCGGCAACAAUAUGCGUAAACUCGAAGAGACGUGGGCCUCACGCGCGGCCUGCAAGCAGCGUCGCGGUCGUGCUGGUCGUGUACAGGAAGGCAAGUGCUACAAGCUCUACACGCAGAAUCUCGAGAACCAAAUGGCUGAGCGGCCCGAGCCUGAGAUUCGCCGCGUGCCGCUCGAGCAGCUGUGCCUGUCGGUGCGCGCCAUGGGUAUGCGCGACGUCGCGCGUUUUCUGGGCAGAUCGCCGACGCCGCCAGAGGCACUGGCCAUUGAAGGGGCAAUGAAGCUGCUCCGCCGCAUGGGCGCGCUGGAUGGCGACGAGCUGACGGCCAUGGGCCAGCAGCUGGCCAUGCUGCCGGCGGACCUACGCUGCGGCAAGCUCAUGGUGUUUGGUGCUAUCUUUGGCUGCCUGGACGACUGCGUGACGAUUGCGGCGAUUCUCAGCACUAGAAGCCCGUUCAUAUCGCCGCAGGACAAGCGCGAUGCGGCCAAGGACGCCCGCAUGCGCUUCUUUGCCGGCGAUGGCGACCUGCUGACCGACUUGGCCGCGUACACGGAGUGGAAGGGCCUGAUGCGCGACCGACUCCCGAUGAAGCAGGUCCGCGCGUUUUGCGACGACAAUUUCCUCUCGCACCUGACCCUGUCGGACAUUUCCAACACCAAGUCGCAGUACUACACGGCGCUCGCGGAGAUGGGUCUCGUGUCGCCAAGGGAAGCGGCGGCUGCGGAGGAGGAUGCCGUCGGUGCGGCCGCGGCGGGCGAUGCGGGAAGCGGCCGGAAGAAGAACUCGCAGCUGCUGCGGGCGCUCGUCGCGUCGGCGUUUACGCCACAGAUUGCGAGGAUCCAGUACCCGGACAAGAAGUUUGCAAGCUCCAUGUCGGGCGCGGUGGAGCUGGAUCCGGAGGCGCGGUCCAUCAAGUACUUUAACCAGGAGAACGGGCGGGUGUUUGUGCACCCGAGCAGCACAAUCUUUGACAGUCAGGGCUUUUCCGGGCACGCGGCGUACAUGGCGUACUUUUCCAUCAUUGCCACAUCCAAGGUGUUUAUCCGGGAUCUCUCUCCAUUCAACGUGUAUACGUUGCUCAUGUUUUCGGGCCCCAUUGAGCUUGACACGCUGGGCCGCGGCCUGUUGGUGGAUGGCUGGCUGAGGCUGCGGGGGUGGGCGCGCAUCGGCGUCUUGGUCGCGCGGUUGCGCGGCAUGGUGGAUGACUUGAUUGCGGAAAAGGUGGAAAAGCCGGGCUUGGACUUGCGUGGUAACGAGGUUAUUAAGUUGGUGACGAAGCUGAUUGAGCUAAACGGGUUGGAUGCGUAG
This is a messenger RNA of Beauveria bassiana ARSEF 2860, 4122 nucleotides long. Its product is annotated as helicase associated domain-containing protein. Gene Ontology annotation, cellular component: intracellular anatomical structure. Gene Ontology annotation, molecular function: ATP binding; protein binding; RNA binding. Bases 1 to 4122 code for a protein of 1373 amino acids. The transcript has 2 exons. NCBI's taxonomy places the organism in Eukaryota, Fungi, Ascomycota, Sordariomycetes, Hypocreales, Cordycipitaceae. The record is from RefSeq and is a predicted model, not a curated record.